CAGACCAUAACAGCUUACGUACUGUAACACGUUUUCAUAAUUCUGCGAAAUGUAAAAUCUUGGAAACUUAAAAGUGAAGAAUCUAGCAGGAUUUCGCCUGCCCUGAAGCGAAACCGCAGAACCUGAAAGAACCCUGAAACGAGGAACUUUCUUUAAUGGAAUGGGCCACAGAACACCUGCCACGAUUGCAGUAAACUUGGUGUUAAAUGCUCGAGUAGCGCAAAACAUUUCAACCUCAGUUUUGUUCCCUGUUGUUGAAUUUAUCAACCACUCGUCACAAUAUCGCGACAUCGAUAUCUGUUUUUAUUAAGCCCGUCCUUGUAUUGGCCAUAAGGAGCAAACUCCGCCCUUUCCAUCUAUUUCUGGAAAUAACGCAUCCUUGCCGCGGCCGGAUUUUCACAACCAUCUUAAAAAAAUUUCUGCGGCUAUCGUUAUUGUCUUUGCAUUUCCGCCUCUUGGAGCCAUUGUCUAGAUAUUAGCCUUAUAUUAUGCACGUUUUUGUAUUCGUUAAAAACACCAACAUUCGUAAACAACGAUUUGAGCACUGAAGGCGAUUUCAGUUUUCAUCCGAUUUCAGUUUAUCGUUCCGCGAGGAUUUUAAAUUCAACUUCGUUUCUAAGCUGGUGUAAUUCGCUAAGGAAGAGCGGACUUCAUCUAGAAUUUUCUAAAAGAUUUCGAUCAGCAUGUGUGUGCGACAUAAAGUACAGUUGUUCGUGAUUUUGUCUGUUUUUGUACAUCAAAGUGUUUGUGUAUGGCCUUGGCCAAAUUGGGGCGAUAAACCAAAACCCAUUGACGGAAACUGGAGUGCUUGGUCUGCGUGGAGUUCUUGCCAAAUCCCAUCGGAUGGCAAUUUGCUGCCAUUUCGACACAAAGAAAGAGAUUGCACUAACCCCAGACCGAAAAAUGACGGUGCCGAUUGCAUAGGCGAAGCGAAACGUACCUCGGGUUGCGACGAUUGUAGUAUUCCUCUUGGCAUGGAGAGUGGUCGAAUACACGAUUCGUUUGUGACGGCUUUGGACUCGCACGACGAUUUCCCUGCCUCUUCGGCCAGAUUGAACGGGAAAUCUGCUUGGUGUUCCGAUUAUCCUGAUAGCCUGUUGGAACCUUUGUACCUUCAAAUCGACCUGAAGAGAAUUACGACGAUAUCUGCCAUCGCAACACAGGGUUUCUACCCUCCAGUAGAAUUAAUGUCUCUUCGAAUGGGAAGAGUUAGCAAAUACCAGCUGAAGUACAGUAUGGACGGAGUUUCUUGGCAGCUUUAUAGAAACCGCGACAAUGCUACAAUUUUACCAGGGAAUAAGAAACGAAACGGGACUGUGCUUAAUGUGCUUACGCCGGAAAUUACCGCACGUUUUCUACGCGUGUACCCAUCAAGCUAUUUUUCCUUUGUUUGCAUGAGGCUAGAAGUGUAUGGCUGUUCGUUCGGUUGUGGCGGCGCAUUAGCGCAAGAACCCGGAAACAUCGUGACGGAGGGUAUCCCAACGGAAGAUCAAGAUUGUCUGUGGUCUGUGAUCUUACCAAACACUUCGAUAAUACAUUUUGAUUUCAUUAAUUUCAACAUUCCUUGUAGCAAUGGACUAGUGGAGUUCAGAGAUGGUGGAAUGCCUUACGGUAUAGCAUCAGUGUUGGUCGAGUAUUGUGGUUACGACGGCAGCCUUCCUCCCCCAGUCAGUUCCAACAGUGGUAAGUUAUGGACACGAUACAAGUCUAAUUCGUCAGAUCCCCAGGUUGGGUUCUAUGCAGUGUACUUCCCAGGUUGCGGCGAACAAUUACAAGGAAGUAGUGGUGAUGUCAAGUCACCUAAUUUUCCUAGAGAAUAUUUUCACAAUUCGAAGUGUAUCUGGACCAUUUCUGUACCUGAAGGAAAGUCUGUGAAAUUACUAUUUGUGGAUUUUAAAGUGGAGGGAGACCGAAAUCGGCAGAGAUGCCCCCAUGACCAUCUGACAAUAUGGAAUGGCACUGAUUUGAAUGCAACAAUCAUUGGAAAGUUCUGCAACAGCAAUCCACCCCCUCCAGUUAUCUGUAGCUCAGGGAAUACCCUUCGCCUGAGGUUCCGCAGUGAUGAUGCAAUAGCAUGGACAGGAUUUCACAUCAGAUAUCAAGCUGUUGAUCCUUCGGCACAUUGUUCCGAGAUGUCUUCAUCUGUCGUCAUGCCAACAUCAUCCCAGUUGCCAACUUUCCAUAUGGCGCUCACCCAUACACCACAAUUAACCACACAGCAUUGGUUGUUUCAUGCAAGUAGUUAUCUUGCGGAGAUAACACCAACGUUUAUAAGCUUAUCAACCUCAAUGGCAUUGAAUGGAACAUUUAGCUUUUCUGGAACUACAAUGAAUGGAGAAAUGCAAGCUGCAGCAAGAGGCAAACAAGAUGAUGAGGAUGAUAAUGAUGGCCUGUUGACUGUGGUUGUUCUUUCAGUGUUAUCAUUACUUGUCGUUUGCAUGAUCUUAGCAAGUAUGGUGCCCUGUGCAAGACGCCACAUCGAAAAGCGAAGGCGGGAGAAAGAAAUGAACAUGGUGUUUGCUGCUAGUUUAAGUAUUCCUGAAACAAACAGCAAAGAGACAUUUGAAGUUGCAGACAACAAUACAUUGCAAGUCCCAGAGAUUGUGAUGUGUGAAGGAUCCUCCUAUGAGGAAAUCCUUCCCCCAGCUGAUAUUGCAGAGAGUGUCCCUCUAUGUGAAACUCCUACAGUGGAAGAAACUAAUGAUAAAAUUGAUACAGUGGAAAGUAAGGUGUCCUCUAAAGUAGGAAGUGGCACAAAGCAGUUUGAAGAUGGACUGAAUGAUAUAGGAGAUGAACAAACUGAGUUUGAGGACAAGUCAAGUCUUGAUCUUGAUGGUGCUGAAACAGAGGUUGAUUGCUUAAAAAUGUCCUACGAAGAUCUAGGCAGUAGUUUUGCCUCUGAAAUGCAAGCUAUGUUGAGUCAUUUUGUCGAAAGUGAUGAUCAACCUGCUCGGAAUGCAAAACCUUCAGCAAAUCCAGAAAAUUCUCCCCAGGACUGUGAUCAUGAAACAGGGAUGACAAAUAGGAAUGGCAUGGAAGCUAAAGAUAUUGAUAACAGGUCAAACCCAUCAAGUGAUGAGGCACCCUCUUCAUCUUCCAUCUCCAAUCAAGAGGAAGAACGUCAAAGCUUGCUGAAUGGGGACAGUGCUGCUGAUGAAGAUGAAAUAUGGGAAAUGCAGCCUAUUGACGUUGACAGUCCCAGUCGGAGAAAAACAGUCAGCGAAGAUGGAAUUUCAGUAUCCUGCAAAGACAGCAAAGACUCUGGCUGUGCUUCAAGCAGUGAAAACUUGCAUUCUGUCGAUAGAUAUCUCAAUACUGGCGAUAUAGAGACUAGUGUUUAGGGUAAGUGCAGGUACCUAUCAAAAUUAUACAAUUUAUCUAUAUAAUACUAAAUGUGGGAAACAUUUAGGUGUCUUGAUAUGUUUUCUUAUUUAUCAAUCAGAGUACCAAGGGAAGAAAAAUUUUUUUUUGAGUUUACAUUGAUGCAAUGUUGCACUGAGCUGUUCAAGAUUACGUGCUUUCACUCCUUUUUACAAGAGAAAGUUCAACUCGCGAGCAUUAUAAGAAUUAAUAGACAAAACCAUUGAUGGGAGAAUAUUACUAUGAAAAGUCAAAGCAGAACCUCUAGAAGAAAGAUAUCUGGGUAAAUCCCAGCUAUUGUAAAGGUGCUCUGUAAAAUCAGAGUUGUAAUGAGGUCAUCCAAAGAAAGAGUUUAAUUAUUGUCAUUAUUGCAUAAUACCCUGUUGACUACAGCUUUGUCCAUGUUACAGCGUAUUCUCAGCACCACCAACAAUAGACUGCAGGUGCGUGGCGUGCUCUACGCAUAUAUGCACGUGCGUACUUGAAUUGACCAGAAAAAUUUCAAAACAUUGUUGUGUUUGCACCAAGUUUGCUCAAAAUAA
This is a messenger RNA of Stylophora pistillata, 3902 nucleotides long. RefSeq lists its product as uncharacterized. Gene Ontology annotation, cellular component: plasma membrane. Lineage: Eukaryota; Metazoa; Cnidaria; Anthozoa; Scleractinia; Pocilloporidae. The record is from RefSeq and is a predicted model, not a curated record. Gene Ontology annotation, molecular function: signaling receptor activity.